Molecule: messenger RNA, 2433 nt
Organism: Folsomia candida
Lineage: Eukaryota; Metazoa; Arthropoda; Collembola; Entomobryomorpha; Isotomidae
Exons: 8
Coding region: 268-2214 (648 amino acids)
Biological process (GO): proteasome-mediated ubiquitin-dependent protein catabolic process; regulation of proteolysis
Cellular component (GO): cytoplasm
Molecular function (GO): ubiquitin protein ligase binding
Source: RefSeq, a predicted model, not a curated record
UUCUUUAUCAGAUAAAAAAGCGACGCUCUGUAUUGGGGGCUAAUUUCCGCCUUUGUUUUCACCCCAUAGAGAAAAAACGGAGAGCAAUUUACUAAAAAAAUUGCACCACAACCCAAAUAUUUUUCUGUUCCAUAUGAUUCCUAAUUUUUGGCUCGACGUUUUUAUGUAAACCUCACUGAAAAAUCCCAGCGUGGCUUGAAAAAAGGUUCGAUUGUGAGAUUAUGUUAUAGAAUUUAAAUACGUUUAAACAGAGUAAAGAAUAAAUAUAUGUAUAUAUAUAUAUAUUUAUAUUACAUUUUUAAGUAUUCAAGUAGCGUAGCGUCUCAUAAAAUGGACAUGAAUGCUGUAAAAGUAGAACCUGAAACGUCCCGGGAUCCUCGAUUCAAAAAUCUUUUGACCAUUAAUCAAAAGAGCUUAGCGAGUUGGACCGUGUUUAAAUUUUUUAAAAAGUCAGAAAUUAUUGAAAAUAUUGAGCGAGCCUAUGUUAUGGGACCUCUAUCGGCAAUUAUAGUAACGAAGAAAGAUGAGGUUUUUUUGCUGCAACCAACCGAAACAUCUAACAUGAAAUCUACUGAAGGAAAUAAUAUUCUCGCUAAAAAGCUGGGACCACUAUGUGGUAAAAAUAUUGUGGAACUUUACUCACACGAAUGUAACUACUUUGCGGCGUUAACUAAAUCUGGCACCCUGUAUGUGUGGGGAUCUAAUAUACCCGGUGGUUGUAUUGAAGAAUGUGUAAGUGACGAGAUCGAUGUUGAUGAAGACGAUGACGAAAAUGACGGAGACGACAGUUUGGACGAAGACUACGAUGGUGACCAAGAAAACCAAGAGGGCAGCGACCAGGAAGACCAAGACGACCAAGACGACCAAGAAGAGCAAGACGACCAAGACGACCAAGGAGUCCAAGAGGAUCUUGACGCCCAAGGUGUCCAAGAACAAGACAGUAACAGCGAGAUUGAACAAUUUGACGUAAGGGGAUUGGAAUCAAUAAGGAUAACUAGUGUCGCUUGUUGUAAGGACUUUAUUUUCGCCAUGUCCGAUAAAAAAAUGGUUUACAUAUCUGGCGAGUUGUCUUUACAAAUAAACAACACCCCUUUCGAGUACAAGAGCAAAAUUUUUAUGCCCGCCACAUUAUUCGAUUGGAUGACUGUUGACGGAAUAUCUGCGGGGUAUAAUUGUUUCGCCGCAUUUUCAAAGGGAGGACAGGUUACUUCAUGGAGGUCAACCCGCACGAGUACGGGAUACCGAAUACGAAUACCUCAUAGUCUUAAAAAGGUCAUAUGUGGGCGGUUACAUUUCAUUGCGUUGUGUGAAAAUGGAGACUUGUAUGUUUGGGGGAACAAUUCGUUUUCCCAACUUGGUAAUAAAGCAGCAAAACCUGCACACUAUCCGGUCCCGCUGAAGUUUCAACAACCUGUAAAAGAUAUUUGCUCACAUCCAAUGUUCAACUUGAGUGUAUGCGAAGCAGGAAACCAAUUAUACCUUUGGGGAAUAGACCAGGCAACUAGACCAACGGUGACAUAUUUUAAAAAUAUUGUCGACCCUUUCAAGAAGUUAUGCCACGCAUACUUUGCAACCAUUUUGGUUGCUAGAGCUCGCACCGUGAGAUCAAUCCCUUCGGUCAGUCCACGCCCUAUCUCAACACCAACUACAUCAUCAAUACCAGUGGCAAUUGCAAGACCAAUCCCUGUAGCUACACAGGUGACGGCCGAUUUAUUCUUCAUCGUUGAUGGAGUAACCAUUGCCGGGCAUAGAGACAUUUUGAUAAGAAAAAGCGGUUUUUUCAAAUGUCUUUUGGAAGCAUACCAAACUAAUGAAACAGAGAUUGUGAUACCCGAUAUCGAGCACACAACAUUCGACGCAUAUAUUUUUCUUGUGUAUACCGGAAAACUCAAUUGUAGAAAGUCAAACGUGAAGUAUAUUAUGGAUGUCCUCCGGUUGUGCCAAAUCAACAAGGAGGAACCUCUUGUCACUACUUGUCAGACAGCUAUUAUGCACGGUUUGACAGUUAGGAACGCAAUGGAAACUUUUAACCUUGUGGAGACCCAUAACAGCAAGUUGGAGGUAGAUCAACGGCUGGAAACGUUGGAAGAUAACGUGCUGAAAUUUAUCGCUGCAAAUAAAAAAGAGCUUAACGAAGAGAUUGAAACUUGGUUGGAUGCUAGUGAAAAAGCAAAAGUUAAAAAGUUAAUGAACGCACUGAUAAGGUUUGAUUAGAGUAUUAUCAAGUAUCGGUACUGCUCGCUCCGCUAAUUUUUGCAAGGGAAAAAAUUUACCAGCCGGAAACACGAAAUACAAGUAUUUCGACCGUCGGACCAAUACUUAUAGAACGAACUCAAAAAUAUAUGUUAAAUAAUUCGAACAUAAAUAUUCUGUACCCCUAAUUUAUCAUAGUAAACAAGUUUAAUACAUUUGCAACAUUACGAAUUACAUACA